ACGAUCUGUUUCCGUGCCAGGUGGGGACCGGGAUCGCCGGUCGGCGAGGAGACGUCACAUCUCGCCGAUCCUCCGCAUCGUCAGGACGUCCGUUGCUCGCCGGGAGCCCCUGUUUUUUUCUCGUUCCUCAUCGAGCGGUCAUCGAGCGACGUAUCGUAUUGUCGCAACGUCGCCUUAAAUCGCCGUCGGUCCUGAAUUAUUCUCGGUAAGAGAAUAAUAACACGACGCUUCUGUAACGGAACGGAAGGAACGGAAGUCGGACGUUAUAGAAGAAGAGGAAGAAGUAGAAGAAGUCUCGAUAGAUAUCUACGUCGAUAAUCGCAACGCGCAUCGAUGUCAUCGAUCAACAUGAGGGUCUUCAAGACAGCGCUGCUGCUGGUCGCGCUGCUCUCGAACAGGGGCGAGUGCCUUCCGCUCGCGAACGAGACGUCGACCGUGGAUCAAACGACCCCGUUCCCCGAUUCCACCUCGGUGGCCGAUCAUUACGAUCAACGGCAGGAAGGGGGCGAAAAUUAUCGUGUUCACGUGGGCGGCGUCGUGGUCGUGAUCGCGCCCGUCGAGGCGCUUCUUCUGGCCAGCGCCGCCGCCGCUGGCGACAGGCCCAACCUGUCGCUCUCUAACCUGGCCAAGCCGACCCCCAGCAAACCGGAAACCGAGCAGAAACCUCUGCCAUCGCCCAAGACAGCGACCAGGGCCGGGACACGUUUGACGAAUUUAUUGGCCCCGUUCUUGCAGCGGAUCCGUCAGGAGUGAAGAUUUUAUACAGACAGGAUAGAAUAUAAGGUUCCAUCGAUUCAUCGUUAAUAGACUAUGGAUUUGGAAUUGUGUAUUUAACCCUUUGCCGUACUUCAACGGAUCGAACUCGUGGCGGAGAUUUCUAGUAAUAAGCUGAUAGGAAUCGAAUUCCAUUCUAUUGGGUUGGCAACUGAGUAAUUGCCGAUUUG
Megalopta genalis is the source of this 944-nucleotide messenger RNA. RefSeq lists its product as uncharacterized. NCBI's taxonomy places the organism in Eukaryota, Metazoa, Arthropoda, Insecta, Hymenoptera, Halictidae. The record is from RefSeq and is a predicted model, not a curated record.